Messenger RNA from Harpegnathos saltator (Jerdon's jumping ant), 1599 nucleotides. RefSeq lists its product as uncharacterized. Lineage: Eukaryota; Metazoa; Arthropoda; Insecta; Hymenoptera; Formicidae. The transcript has 4 exons. Gene Ontology annotation, molecular function: N-acetyltransferase activity. The record is from RefSeq and is a predicted model, not a curated record. The coding region runs from base 342 to 1100 and encodes 252 amino acids.
UUGCGAGCGGAGAGAACAGAGAGAGAGAGAACGAGCGCGCGCGCGUUUUAGCGCGGAAGGGCUCAAAAGAGCACACCGCACUGGGUCGUCGCCCUUGGCGAACGUACACGUGCGCGGCUGGCGGUGAACACGAGGGCACACACGUGCGAACGCACGCACCAGCUCCAGAACGUGACUUCGGACGAUUAAAUUGCAAUGUGAGAGCAUUCUUCAUCGAGCUAGCUGUUAGUGCGCUCGAUUAUCAUUAGCGAAGAGACGACACUUGUCUGCGCGCCUAUCAGCUCAGAAAUUUCCUUCGCGAUUCCUCCGAGCGAAGACCAUCUCGCAACACGCGCACGAGAAUGUCCCCUCAUCGGCCAUGGGGCUCCACGGAGAACGGUCAAAUAGAGUUCGAGUCCUUGACCACCGAGACCCUGGAGGGUGCCCUCGACGUGAUAAGGAAGUGCUUCGUCGUCAGGGAAAGCACGUGCAUAGGUGUGGACUUACUUUCUGAGCCAGGAGCGGCCGAGGAGAUUGUGGAACUUUGCAGGGACAGCGCCAGGGAUGGCGUUACCGCUAUAGCCGUCGAUAUAAGCACCAGGAAAGUUGUUGGCGUUGCCUUCAACAAGAUCCAAGUAUGCACCGCUGGCAAGGGUUACUUCGAGAAAUUCAGCGAGAACUGCAAGUGCGAGUCAUCGAAGGCCUUCAUGGACUAUAUGAUAAACGUGGACGGCAGGUUGAAUAUUUUCAAGAACUACAACACCAAUUGCGUCCUCGAGCUCAUGAGCUUAGCCGUGCUGCCCGAGUAUGGGCAACGGCAUAUAGGUGAAUUGCUGGUCUCGACCGUGCUGCAGAUCGGCACUGAGCUGAAGCGGGGCAACGACGUGAGAGUGCCGGUCAUGGUACGCGGCAGCAACGAGGUGACCAACGCCAACAUGGUGCCCACGUUGGUCUGCUGCAUCUUGACUUCAAAGUACUCGCAGUCUAUCACCGUUAAACUCGGCUUCAAGGAGUUGCUGAGAGUUUCCUUCGAAGAGUUCGAGUUCAAGGGGAAGAAGUUCAGCGAUAGAAUCACGACAAUACACAAAGAUGGCACCUUGAUGGCCAAGAUACUUAAGUAGAUGUAGAUCGUCGCGCAAUCGAAUAAUCGCACAAUCGAAAUGAUUUUGACACGGUAUGAUUUCGCUGAAACAGUAAACUUUGCUACAGGUUUGGUUAGACUAGAAAUUCUUAGGUUUAGAGCUUUACUACCUUGUGCUCUUACCGACAACUUUCGUCUUUCGCGAGAAUACCUUUGACCGAGUACAUUCUGUUUGUUUAAUACAGCACGCGCGCUCGCCAGAACAUUGUAAUGGGCCAACGAGCGACAAGUAGACCGGUGACAGCUAAAUGCACAACUUGACGUCGUUGUUCCACUUGAGCUUUGAUAUCCUAGAUUGCGAUGUGGCUUUUUGCGGAUGCGUACGUAACGCACUGCGUGCGGACUGCGUUACAACGGAAUUUGAUAAUGCAUUGAUAUCGUCAAUAUUAGACAUCGCGUCAGUGCCGGAAAUUUGAGAUAAUACACGCGAGAAAUAUUCCACGAAACACUGCAAUCAAAUGCGGAUGUGUAUGUGUGGG